Molecule: messenger RNA, 1384 nt
Organism: Cercopithifilaria johnstoni
Lineage: Eukaryota; Metazoa; Nematoda; Chromadorea; Rhabditida; Onchocercidae
Source: the annotation of a GenBank genome assembly
AUGUCUUUGGUGAGCGAUGUUGCGGAAGGGUGCUCCGGAUAUCAAGUUUCGCAGUCUUUGUCGCCACUUAUCAGUCCAUCAUCACCGGAUGUUUAUAAUAGUCGACGUGGCGGCAGUCCUUCACCAUGUACUUCACCCAAACGGUUAAGCGACUCUUUAAUUCUCCUUCAUCUUCCUUUCAAUCAGCACUCAAAAGUGGAAGUGAAACCUGGAAUUCUGGCACGAGACGCUAUUGCUAAAAUUUUGGAGAAACGUGCAAUAUUGCCUCAGAUGUGCAGAGUGUGUAUUGGCGGUGACCCUUCUAGUCCACGUAUCGACCUUAGCAUGGAUUUAGAAACAUUAUCCAAUACUCUGGAAAAGAAAGAGCUCUGGGUACACAGUGCAUAUCUCUCUAUAUUGGUAUCUAUCAAACACAGUUUUGUGCGGAAAACUUUUUUAUCAGUAGCAUUCUGUGAUGUUUGUCACAAACAAAUAUGGCUACAAGGAUAUCGAUGUGAGCUAUGCCAGUUCACAUUUCAUCAGAAAUGUGGUUUUAAAGUCCCAAAUUAUUGUGAUCGUAUGCAGCAAAUUUCGCAUGAUGUCCGUAUGGCAAAUAAAUUACGAGAUAUAUGUGAUCAGUAUGAAGGUCCAAACGCAGCGCUUGUUGCCGAAAUUAUCCAGCACUUCCAAAGCCCCUCUGCAGAUCCUCUUCCGAAUCGUAUUGGUAUUUCGCGUCAGCAGGCCGUGCGUUUGCCAGGCCGACCUGAAAUCGCAAUUGGAAUAAAUGAAUCUUCUCGGGAUCGUUCGUCAUCAGCUCCCAAUAUUUAUGAAAUAACGAAAGAUGAAACACUACGUGAAACGAGAGUGCUGGACGCAUUGAGCAGUAAUAUUCAUGUGCUUGUUCAGCCAUCAGGAGUAACAAGGACAGCGAAACCGACAAGUUUUUCGGGUCUUCGAGAUUGGCAACUGGCUAGUAAUCGGAAGCCAAAUCGUUUACAUCCAUCGACUCGAGCUGGAAUGGGAUCACCGUGUUUCACCACUUCACCGUCCUCAACAAGCUCUUCGCCUCCACCGGCUUAUUCUGGAGCCACAUAUGAUUCUAGUUCGGGUUUACCUCCUACACCACCACAAUCCGCGCCUCCACAGAAGACAUUUGGUUUUCGAUUCCGCAGCAAGAGUCCAAACGACAAAAUUCCAAUUAAAGGAGCAGGCGGUCGAUCGUCUGUCUCUUCGGAUCGAUUGGGUGAACCCCAUGAAGGUGAUUAUAAGGAGAAAUUAAAGCAGCGAAUUUUGAUGGAAGGUUGGGAAAUCGAUCGUGCUUUGGUAACAUAUCACAAGAAAAUUGGUAGUGGUUCCUUUGGUACUGUUUAUUUGGGCAGUUAUUUUGGUAAGUGCAUUAAUCUAG